Molecule: messenger RNA, 2034 nt
Organism: Plasmodium malariae
Lineage: Eukaryota; Apicomplexa; Aconoidasida; Haemosporida; Plasmodiidae
Product: STP1 protein
Exons: 5
Coding region: 1-2034 (677 amino acids)
Source: RefSeq, a predicted model, not a curated record
AUGGAAAAUUGUACUACCAGAGACUACACUGGGUUCGGUUAUGGGGCAUCAGAAUAUCUUAUGGAAAAGGAAUUUAUAGAAGCUCGAAAACAAAUUUCAUCUUUCACUGCUUCCUUAAAGACAAAGAAAAAUAAAAAAGAAUUUAGAGAUGAAUGCUUAAAAUUGAUUGAUUUUCUAAUUACAAUAAAGGAUAAACCUCCACGAUUACUAAUCCUAAACAUUGGGUACCAGUACUUAGGAAUUAUUUUGGAAAUAAAUUUGACAAGCUUACUCAAUAUGGUGGUUAAAUUCAAAAAAAGUGGUAAUACAUAUGAUUGUAAUAAUGAUACUCAGUGUAUACAAGAUUGUACAGAAUAUGAGAAGUGGUUUAUAAAUGUAACUAGUGAAGCUCCAGCUAAAGAAAAUGAAUUAAGCGCACCCAAAUUAGAUGAACGUGAAGCUGAAGAUGAGAAUAUAUCUCAAGAUCAAAGUCUAUUACAAGAGGAGCAUCCACAUGACGGCGCACCUAAUAGUCCAUCUGAAAGCCAAUCAAGCAGUUUUCCUGAAGAUACACCUUCAGGUCCACCUCAACUUCAAACAGCAUCCGAAGGCAACUCUGAGACAAGUUUAACUAACUUAAGAGCAGAUAUACAAUCUGAACAUUCUGAAAUAGCUACAGAUCUUACAAAUUUGGCGCCUGCACAGGAAAAAAUACGCACUUCUACAGUACAGCCUCCAACUGUUCAAGAAACAAACACAGAAAGUAUUACUGAACCUGUUCCUGUAUCCACUGAAUCACUAUAUCCUAAAGCCCCUCCUCGUAGUACUGCAGAGCAUAAAAUUUAUGGUAACAUUAAUUAUAUUUACUUUCAUAUUUUUGUAAUAACUAAACAAAUUUAUGUAUGUAUAUAUAAAUUUAAUUCAGUUCCAGUAGAAAAUUCACAUAACCCAUAUUACGCUCUAAUGGGGAAGUUUAAAAAGAAGAAAAAUAUAAGAAGAAAAGUUAAAUUCCUCAGAAUACUACUACCUUCGCAUUCUGUUAAAAAAGACAUAUUUUUAUCAGAUGAUAAUUUGGAUCAGACAAUACAUGAUGAUGAAGAAAUCAUAAAAAAAUUAAAAAUACAUGAACAUAACACUAUAAAUAAUACAAAUAUGCUAAAGAGAAAAAAGGACAGAUCCAAAACUAUUAUAGAAGUACAUAUGGAAGUACUUGAGGAAUUCAGAAAUGAAGAAUGGGAAUUUAAAAAAGGUGAAUUUUUAGCAAUAUGUCUAGAAGCAUACAAAUAUGAAAAACAUAGAUCCUAUCCUAAUUUAAUAAAUGGUGAUCAAAUGGAAAAUAUUAAAUAUAGCAAUGAUAUUGAAGAAAAAAAAAUUAUAUGGAAUAAAUGGAUAGAAAAGCAUAGAAAUCUUUCUGAAAAAUUGAAAAAAGAAGAUUGGUUUAAUAAUUUGAAAAAUGAAUGGAAAAAAGAAAAAGCUAAGUUAAAAGAAAUAGAAAAAUUAAAAUAUAUAUCUUCAAAAGAAAAUCAAAAAUGUUCACAUUUAGAAAGAGAAAAAGAUGCAUGGAGAGAGUGGAUAUCAAACAAUGGUAAAAUUGUAGAACAAAAUAUGGAACAGGACUGGUUUAAGGGAUUAACAGAUGAAUUUAAUAAUAUAUUGGGUGAAUAUGAAAAUGAAGAAACUAAAAAUAGUGUAUCACUAAUAAAUAUAGAAGAAAUGGAACAUAACAAAAGUUGCGAAGAAUUAUAUAAGUUUAUUAAAAAAAAAUUAUUAUCAAAAGUGUGUAUACUUGCAUUUAUGACAGUAUUAGACGAAUGCAAAAAAGAGAAAAAUGUAGAAAAUAAGGAAUCAUAUUUAGACAGUUCAAUAAAUGAAUGUAAUUCAGAUAAAAAUUCAGAUAGGCAAUAUCACAUUAUAGAAAAUGGUGUUGAAAAGGAAAAAAAGGUUUUGGAAAAUAGUGAAAAUACUGAAACUUUUGAUUAUAAGGAAGAAAAUAAUUUUACAGAUGAAAUAAAGGAUUGGAUAGGAGAUGAUGAUACAUAUGUAAAUUCUAUAUAA